This is a messenger RNA of Tachyglossus aculeatus (Australian echidna), 1655 nucleotides long. It is a transcript of the gene PTPN1, whose product is annotated as protein tyrosine phosphatase non-receptor type 1. Bases 92 to 1387 code for a protein of 431 amino acids. The record is from RefSeq and is a predicted model, not a curated record. NCBI's taxonomy places the organism in Eukaryota, Metazoa, Chordata, Mammalia, Monotremata, Tachyglossidae. Gene Ontology annotation, molecular function: protein tyrosine phosphatase activity. Gene Ontology annotation, biological process: protein dephosphorylation. The transcript is spliced from 9 exons.
GCCGCGCGGGGAACCGGGUUCCUCACGAACGACGAAAGGAGGGGGAGGAGAAGGAGAAGAGGAUCAAGAAGAAGAAGAAGCAGUAGCCGCCAUGGAGAUGGAGAAGGAGUUCAACCAAAUCGACAAGGCCGGCAGCUGGGCGGCCAUUUACCAGGAGAUCCGACGUGAAGCCAGUGACUUCCCAUGUAAGGUGGCUAAACUUCCUAAAAACAAAACUCGAAACAGGUACAGAGAUGUCAGUCCUUUUGACCACAGUCGAAUUAAGCUACAUCAAGAAGAUAACGACUAUAUCAAUGCUAGCCUAAUCAAAAUGGAGGAAGCCCAGCGAAGUUAUAUCCUCACCCAGGGUCCUUUGCCCAACACUUGUGGUCACUUCUGGGAGAUGGUUUGGGAACAGAAAAGCCGAGGUGUUGUCAUGCUCAACAGAGUUAUGGAAAAGGGAUCGUUGAAGUGCGCACAGUACUGGCCACCAAAAGAGGAGAAGGAAAUGAUCUUUGACGAUACCAAUUUGAAAUUAACAUUGAUUUCUGAAGACAUCAAAUCGUAUUACACAGUACGACAGUUAGAAUUGGAAAACCUCACGUCACAAGAAACGAGAGAAAUCCUGCACUUUCACUAUACCACAUGGCCUGACUUUGGAGUCCCAGAGUCUCCAGCCUCGUUCCUAAACUUCCUGUUUAAAGUCCGUGAAUCUGGGUCACUCAGCUCUGACCACGGACCUAUUGUGGUGCACUGCAGUGCUGGAAUUGGGAGAUCGGGCACGUUUUGUCUGGCUGACACAUGUCUCUUGUUGAUGGAUCGGAGGAAAGAUCCCUCUUCUGUGGAUAUUAAGCAGGUUCUCUUAGAAAUGAGGAAAUACAGAAUGGGACUGAUACAGACAGCAGAUCAGCUUCGUUUCUCUUACCUUGCUGUCAUCGAGGGAGCUAAAUUUAUCAUGGGAGACUCUUCAGUUCAGGAGCAGUGGAAAGAGCUCUCCAACGAGGAUUUAGAACCACCCCCCGAGCACACCCCACCGCCACCCAGGCCACCGAAGCGAACCUCAGAAUUGCAUAAUGGGAAGGUACACGACCAAACAGACUUCUUCCCUCAGCACCAGAGGUCAGAAGACCUGAUCGAAUGUGUGGAGAGCCCCAUUGUGUCAAUUGGGUCAGAGGGACGAGCCUCCCUCGCCGCGCCACUGAACGCAGAAAGCACUUGUCAAGACACUGGAGUUAGAAGGAGAACUGUUGGGGAACAUCAGCGUACAACUACCCGCAAAGAAGAGCCAUCCCCGGAAGAGGACGAGGAGAGCGUGAUGCCUAAUUGGAAGCCAUUUCUAGUCAACAUCUGCAUGUUCACCGUCCUCACAGCUGGCGCUUACCUCUGCUACAGGGUAUGUUUUCAUUGAUGGACGUGCCAGCGAGAUGAGAGGGUGUGGAAACAGACCAUCACCUUGACCAGUUUGUGAUUCAGUACUCCGAAAGUUUCUGAGCCAUGCCUCAGUGGAAACGGAUGUAAGGUUGAAAGGCUGGAACUUUGGUAGGGCUAAAAGAGAAUUGAUGCACCAGGGUCUCAAAAAGCCCUCUGGUCCCAAGAACAUAAUAUUCUAGUCUCAGGGCCUUAAAAUAUUCAGGAGUAAGCAGAGAAAAUGCCAAAUAAAUCUUUUUUUUUCUUUC